This is a messenger RNA of Leptinotarsa decemlineata (Colorado potato beetle), 1019 nucleotides long. Its product is annotated as farnesol dehydrogenase. NCBI's taxonomy places the organism in Eukaryota, Metazoa, Arthropoda, Insecta, Coleoptera, Chrysomelidae. The record is from RefSeq and is a predicted model, not a curated record. Gene Ontology annotation, molecular function: oxidoreductase activity.
UCAAUCCAACAAAAACCCUAUUUUCAAAAAUGAAACACGGUUUGGCUGACUUUAGUGGCAUCUAACGAUAUCUGCUCAAUCUUGAAGUGGCAUCAUGGUGUUAUCAAUGGAACGCUGGAAAGGCAAGGUCGCGAUUGUCACAGGAGCAAGUUCAGGUAUCGGAGCAGCAAUAGUGAAAAAACUUGUAGAAGAGGGAAUGUUGGUUAUAGGACUUGCGAGGCGUUUGGACCGUAUGAAAGAACUUGAACAGCAAUUACACAGCUCACAGGAGAAAUUCUAUCCUUAUGAAUGUGAUAUGUCCAUUGAAGCCGACAUACUGAGUUCAUUUAAAUACGUGACCGAAAAUAUAGGACCCAUCCACGUAUUGAUAAACAAUGCUGGUUGCAUUUCUGGAUCUACUCUAGCUGAGGGUGAUACUGCAGAGUGGCAGAAACUUUUAGAUGUAAAUGUUCUCGGANUAUGCAUUGCAACCAGAGAAGCAGUCAAGGAUAUGAAGAAAAACAAUAUCGAUGGUCACAUCAUACACAUGAAUAGCAUAGCGGGACACACACUAACCGACGUAGGAGGAAUUAGCAUUUACCCUGCAACAAAACACGCAGUAACAGCUAUGACGGAAACUUUGAGACAGGAGUUUAAUAAGAUGAAAUUGAAAAUAAAAAUUACGAGUAUCAGUCCUGGUAUUGUGGCAACAGAUAUUUUCGCAAAUGGAAAUCUGAACGAUAUUCAGAAACUAGUAGAUAAUAAUGAUGUCCCUCGCCUUUCUCCUGAAGAUGUUGCUGAUGGAGUAUGUUAUACCUUAUCAACACCACCUGAAGUUAACGUACUUGAGUUGACGAUAAAACCAGUAAAUGAGUUGUUAUAGUGGAUGCAUUAUUUAUGAUUCCAAGAAAAUUGACAAUUAUUAGAAAGCAUGAGAAAUCGAUAUGAUAAUCACAAUUGUUUGUAAAUGUUUUUUGAAUUACAGUCUACUCAAGUGGUUUAUUGUUAUUCAAUUCCAAUUAUAUUGAAAAAGUCAUAGA